Messenger RNA from Teleopsis dalmanni, 1722 nucleotides. RefSeq lists its product as uncharacterized. The transcript has 2 exons. Gene Ontology annotation, molecular function: nucleic acid binding. Gene Ontology annotation, biological process: DNA integration. The coding region runs from base 1 to 1722 and encodes 573 amino acids. Lineage: Eukaryota; Metazoa; Arthropoda; Insecta; Diptera; Diopsidae. The record is from RefSeq and is a predicted model, not a curated record.
AUGUACCCUCCAACCUAUUCAGCUACAAAAGGCAUUGCACUGUAUUAUUUGGGUCAUCUACAGCAAUUCUUCGAAAUUGAUAUACAACGCCUACAACGAGGGAACCCAGCCGAAGGUACAUUAAAGCAUCUAAAUCCCUUCCUGGACAAUGUAUUUGGUUAUCAAUUAGUAAAGGUGGGAGGUCGUCUCGAGCUGAGUGACAUCUCAGCAGGCCAACGUCACCCUAUUUUGUUGCCGAAGGGCUGUUAUUUUGUGGAACUUUAUGUUCGGCAUGUACACUUGUGCAGCUAUCAUGCAGGCGCAAAGGCACUAAUUGCCCUUACUCGACUAAACUUCUGGAUAAUUAAUAUUCGAGAAAUUGCACGCCGAGUCGUGCACUCGUGUAUUCACUGCGUGCGUUAUAAACCCAAACUACUUAAUCAAAUGAUGGGUAAUCUCCCAAUCGAACGCCUCACUCCAAGUCGUCCAUUCGCGCGUAUAGCGGUAGAUUUUUGCGGUCCGAUAUUAACGUAUCUCCGAAUUCGGGGACGGGUUCCAUAUAAGACCUAUAUAGCCGUGUUCGUUUGUUUGUCUACAAAGGCAGCUCAUCUAGAAGCCGUGUCAGACUUAUCUACGGAGGCAUUUAUUGCAGCACUGAAAAGAUUAAUCGGUAGACGAGGGCUACCAUCAGACAUCUAUUGCGAUAACGCCACAAACUUCGUUGGGGCUAAAAACAAACUAGCAGAAUUAAAAAGGAUGUUUUUCGAGAAGUCUGAUCAAGUGAUGCUGCAGACCUUUUGCAGCAACCAAUUCAUAAAUUUCAAUUUUAUACCGCCCCGAGCACCUCACUUUGGAGGUCUAUGGGAAGCGGCUGUAAAAAGCGCGAAAGGCCAUCUGUAUCGAACACUAUCAAAUACUCGAUUCACCUUUGAGGAGCUUGGAACAGCACUGAUUGAAAUCGAAGCCAUCUUAAAUUCGCGACCAAUCACACCUCAUUCUUGUGACCCGAGCGAUUAUGAAGCGCUAACGCCGGCACAUUUUCUUAUCGUUGGGCCGCUCAAAACUUUAUCUGAACCAAGUCCUCAGUAUGAAGCUGCUUCAUUAAUUGAUAAAUGGUCUCGUAUAACCGCAGUCAAACAUCACUUCUGGCGCAGAUGGUCUAGAGACUAUCUGAAUGAGCUGCAGAUACGCACCAAAUGGACAGAAGAACAAUCUAACAUCACCGAGGGGGCUCUGGUUCUAAUCCAUGAAGACAAUAUGCCUCCACAACGCUGGUUGAUGGGCCGAAUCGUGCAUUGCAUCAGGGGUCCAGAUAAUUUGGUUCGUGUUGUUGAUGUGCAAACUCCAAAAGGAGUAAUACGCUGUCCAAUCCACAAACUCGCACUAUUACCAAUUGAAAAUCCUUUCAAGGGGGGCGGGAUAACAGUCUCUGAUGAUGCAAUCUGCGUCAUUGCUGGAAAAAUUCCAGUUGACAUACAUGCAAAAGAGUUAAGCCGUCUUUAUGGCAGGCAAGGCAUAACACCUACGAUAGAUCAAAAAUCGGCCGAACGCGCAUAUUCAUUUAGAGAAUGGCAGCAAAGAUGGGAGCAGUCCUCUAAGGGACGUUGGACAUAUACACUUAUACCUAACAUUAAGGAAUGGGUGUUAAGAAAACAUGGUGAAAUUGACUAUAAUCUGACUCAAAUAUUGAGCGGCCACGGAGGCUUUUUAGAAUAUCUCGAACAGAUUUCAACUGUUCGAUAA